Cannabis sativa is the source of this 2090-nucleotide messenger RNA. Its product is annotated as oxysterol-binding protein-related protein 3C. The transcript has 10 exons. Gene Ontology annotation, cellular component: cytosol; membrane; intracellular membrane-bounded organelle. The coding region runs from base 335 to 1705 and encodes 456 amino acids. Lineage: Eukaryota; Viridiplantae; Streptophyta; Magnoliopsida; Rosales; Cannabaceae. The record is from RefSeq and is a predicted model, not a curated record. Gene Ontology annotation, molecular function: sterol binding.
AAAAGCCACUUGCUCAAUAGAACGCGCGUGGCGCUUGAAAAGUCAAUCUGAAACGCCAAACAAGAAAAGUGAGAAGCCAAAAGAUUUUUCGCGGUUUCUUUUCCUCCUCCUCCCUCGUACGAGAGUUUCUCAAAAACGCCAUAGCCAACGAGUGCUACCUUUCGUCUUCGCUCCAUCUUAUCUGAAAUUCGUAUCUAGUUACUUUUAUCUUUUGUCUUAUCUCAAUCAAGAUUGUUAGCGCUCUGCGGAUUUUAAAUUUCGUUUGUCUCAAAAGGUCAAAAGAAGAAUAUUCAUCGAGCUUGAUCGUCCAGUUAGGGUUUACUGGUACAGAGAGAUGGGUAGCCCCAAGAAGAAUGAUAGCAAAGGCUUCUUUGCUGCCAUGAGUUCUGGCCUCUCUAUUUUUGGUAACGCCAUGCACCGAUCUGUGAACGGGUUGCUUGGUUAUGAAGGAGUUGAAGUCAUUAACCCAGAGGGAGGAAAGGAAGAUGCAGAGGAGGAAGCUCAAAGAGGAAGGUGGAAGGAUGAGGAGCGAGAUAGUUACUGGAAGAUGAUGCAGAAGUAUAUUGGUUCUGAUAUCACAUCACUGGUGACGCUUCCUGUCAUUAUUUUUGAGCCAAUGACUAUGCUACAGAAAAUGGCAGAGUUAAUGGAGUAUUCCUACUUAUUGGAUCAAGCUGAUGAAUGUGAAGAUCCUUACAUGCGUUUGGUUUAUGCAUCAUCAUGGGCUAUAUCCGUCUACUAUGCAUACCAACGAACAUGGAAGCCUUUUAAUCCUAUUCUUGGAGAGACAUAUGAAAUGAUUAAUCACGGCGGAAUUUCAUUUAUUGCAGAGCAGGUAAGUCAUCAUCCCCCAAUGAGUGCAGGGCAUGCUGAAAAUGAACACUUCACAUACGAUGUGACAUCAAAGUUAAAAACUAAGUUCUUAGGAAACUCUGUUGAUGUGUACCCUGUUGGAAGAACUCGUGUUACUCUUAAAAGAGAUGGUGUUCUUUUAGAUUUAGUACCUCCUCCCACAAAGGUUAACAAUCUAAUAUUCGGACGUACCUGGAUUGAUUCACCGGGGGAAAUGAUCAUGACAAAUCAAACUACAGGAGAUAAGGCUGUGCUAUACUUUCAACCAUGCGGUUGGUUCGGAGCUGGUCGCUAUGAAGUUGAUGGAUAUAUUUAUAAUGCUGCUGAGGAGCCUAAAAUACUGAUCACAGGGAAAUGGAAUGAGUCGCUGAAGUGCCAACCAUGCGAUUUGGAAGGCGAACCUAUUCCAGGGGCAGAGUUGAAAGAGGUUUGGCAUGUCGCUGAUGUGCCUAAGAAUGACAAAUUUCAGUACACGUAUUUUGCACAUAAAAUAAACAGCUUUGAUACUGCUCCUAAGAAGUUGCUAGCAUCGGACUCGCGUUUGCGUCCUGAUAGAUUUGCACUUGAGCAUGGUGAUCUUUCUAAAGCUGGUUCAGAGAAGAGCAGUUUGGAAGAGAGGCAGAGAGCUGAAAAGAAAGAGAGAGAGGCCAAAGGUCAUCAGUUUGCACCAAGAUGGUUUGAUUUGACUGAAGAAGUUACUCCCACGCCUUGGGGUGAACUGGAAGUGUAUCAAUAUAAUGGGAAAUAUGCUGAACACCGGGCUGCUAUUGAUAACUCAGAAUCCAUUGAUGUGGCUGAUGUUAGAUCAACUGAGUUUAACCCGUGGCAGUUUGGCAAUUUGUCUAUGGAAUGAGGUACUCUUGUUAUCUGCUUUACUUAUCAGAAUCUGCAGUUGGUUAAUGGAACAUCUUGGUGUAAUAUGUGAAUGCAAUAGGUUGUUUCCUAGUAUGUUGUGAAUACAUCAAACUAGUUUCCUCUAUCACAGUUGCAUUUCUGAUUGACGAAAUCUUUAUAUUCUGUGUCCCAAACUCGAUUCAUCAACAUAACGGUCAGUUGCUGCUGCAACUGUGUUCCAUUGAAAGAUUAAAACAUAAAAUUGAAUAUAAAAGAAUAGGAAAAACAAGAAGAUAUUAUUAGUGAGAGACUGGCUUCUAAUUCUGUUAUCUGUACUGUACGUACUUGUUUCUUUCUUUUUUCUUUGGGUUAUAUUAUUAUUACCAGUGGCAAUUGAAGUUUAA